UCGAUUUCGAGACGAAUUGUUUAUUUUGUGAAAAAGAUGCAUCUGAAACAUUUUUGAAAAAUCAAGCAAAAAAAAAUGUUUCGAAACGGGAAACUGUGAGUCUCAUCAAAGAUUCGAGAGAUAAUAUAUUACUUCAGGCUGCACUGCGAUCAGAUGCAUGGUCCAACGAAGUUAUGGAACGCAUACUUUUGACCGAUAAUUUAACUGUGGCAAAAGCUUGAUAUCACAGUUUCUGUUUUUCAAAAUUCAUGCGUGCGCCUUCAGAAACAACAAAUCAAUCUCAAGAAGAUACUCCUCACAUUGUAACUCUUAUUGAAAAAUUUAUUCAAGACCAUCCUGACGAACGUAAUUUUUCUCUCAAGAAAAUUACCGACAAUUUCACCGGACCAGUUCCAAACAAUCAAUGGCUCAAACGGCAAUUAUAUGAAAAACUUGGCAAUGAGAUAAUAAUAACAUCCAUUCCCGGUAAUGAGCCUAUAAUUUACUUACGUGACACGGGCCAUAAAAUUUUAUUAAAACAUUUUCAAGAGUCCGAAGACGAUGAGUCCGAACGCCGUAAAAUUGUGUCUGCGGCUGCGAAGAUUAUUGCACAAGAUAUCCGUUCUGAAAAUUAUGAAUUAGAUCAUUAUCCGUCUCUGCAUUCAUUUCUCGAUAACGUUGAAAAGGUGAUCCCAAAUUCAUUAAGAUUAUUUCUUGAAAGUGUUAUUUUGGGUAAUAAGCAAGAAAAACAAAAUAAAUACUUAUCGAAAAUAGUAUCGAUUGCUCAUGCGAUAAUCGCUAGCGUUCGCCCACGCAGCUUUUUAUCUUCUCUUUAAAUUGGGUUGGGCGCAAUGUUAAACAGAAAAUUCGGCUCUAAAAGUUUAUUGAAUAUUUUAUCGUCGUUAGGAUUCUGUUGUUCUUACGACGAUAGUUUGUUGUUUGAGGCUUCCAUAUUAAUGGAACCGAGCAAUGCCAGCAUCGCCAGCGAUUCAUUUUCCCAAUUCGUUUUUGAUAAUGCUGACCACAAUAUCAAUACUAUUGACGGGUUACACACAUUCCACGCUAUGUGUGGCAUUGAAUGCGUUACUCCAGCUUCUGCUGUCUCAUGUGGUUCAAGCAUUCCCAAAUUGAAAAAACUUCCCUCGGCAGAAACUAUAGGCAAAUUCGGCGCAAUUGCUAUAAAAAAUUUUGAUGGGUACAGAAAGUCAGGACUCGAAAAUGUUUUAGUUGAAAAUCUAAAUCUAAAAAAUCCGACUGUACGAUAUGAAUUCGAUAUAAAAUCAGCAGAUUUUUUAUGGCUCUAUAAUUAUAAAACGAGUUGUACUGACGUCCAAGGCUGGAACGGAUUUAUGGAAAAUGUUAAUAAAGAUAAACAAUACGUGAUAUCGCGUAUCGUAUGCCUUCCGUUUUUAAAUAGCCCUCCUGGCAAUUAUGACACAAUUUAUACAGUUCUAAACCUAGCAGCAGAACGAAUGAAAUCGAAAAAUCAAAACAUAGCCUUCGUGACUUUUGACCAGCCUCUUUAUAUGAAGGCAAUGGAAAUCAUGCAUUGUUCAGAUGAUCCAAAUUUGAAAAAUGUUGUAAUAAGAUUAGGGGGCUUUCAUUUGUUAAUAUCCUUCUUAGGCGCUAUCGGCAAUAUAAUGGAUGGAAGUGGUUUGAAAGAACUGUUUUCUGAAAUAUACGCACCCGCUUCCGUCGACAAAAUGUUAGCAGGGCAUGCUUAUUCUCGAGCUGUAAGAGCCCAUACGUUAUCACUUUGCGCAUUGGCCCAGAUUAUACUAUCUUUCACAGACUUUUCGGAACAAGAUAUUUUAAAGUUAACAGCACUUCUUCAAAAUCCUCAUACUGUUUUGGAAAGUAUAAAAAAAGACUCACAGUUUAAUAAUAUUAAGAACAAUUUUAUCGCAACUGUGGAAAAACUUUCGAAAAAUAGUGGAACCGCAAAAUUAUGGACUCAGUACUUUCACAUGGUAACACUUGUAAAGAUGUUUAUAGAAGCAGAAAGAAGUGGUAAUUGGCAGUUGCAUCUGGAAACAGUUCAGAAAAUACUACCAUAUUUCCAUUCAAGCGGUCAUCACCUUUAUGCAAAAUCUGCACAUCUGUAUUUGCAAAAUAUGUACAAUUUAUCGGAAAAAAUGGAUAAAGCAGAAUACGAACAGUUUGUUGAAGGGUGUUUUACUAUUAGACGCACAGAUAAGUUUUGGAGUGGUAUUUGGUCAGAUAUGACUAUUGAACAAUUUCUCAUGAGAUCGAUGAAAGAUAUAGGAGGACCAACACGAAGCCUGUCUGAUAGUGUUUUGUCUAAAUGGGUAUUAACAACGCCAGCACUAGUUUAUCUUACUGAGUCAAUCACAGAGUUUUGUAAUGUUUUUUUGGCCAGCACUGAGCAGCAUAUCGAUGCGCGACCUACACGUAUUUCACGAGAUAAUGCGGAUGUUAAAAAACUAACAGAUUGGUUCGAUAAUCAUAAUCCGUUUCCGCACAUGGAAGGUAUAAUUUCUUUGAGUAGUGGAUUAAAAGGUGAUAGUAAAAUAAAUUGCCACGAAGCUUUAGAAAUCGGAUUAACCUGCUUAGAAAAUACGUGGCGAAUAACUGAUGAUCAGUGUCCAAAAACUUUCAAAGAUAUUAAAUUCAAAAAAAUUAAUAAGAUUCUGUCUCUUAAAUCAUUGGUUUCUUUGGUGAAAGUUGCCGACAGAACAGUUACCAUUGAUCCUUCACUUCUAUUUCAAAGAAUUUGCGUGCUUCAGAAAACCGAAAGUGAAUUAAAAUCUUACUUUAAUCAUGAACUAGUGCCUUAUCCCCUGUCAUUAUUUGACGACAAUGGAAUGCGAAAAACACCGAAGUCGAAGCUGUAUAAUUUUUUCACUCCAGUUGAACCACAAGUCAAGGCACCGAAUAAUGCGUAUGUUAUCGAUGGCGGGUUUUUAUUGCAUAAGAUAGUUUGGCAGUCGACAGAGAUAUUCAAAGACAUUUUGGAUCGAUAUGUGAAUUACCUGGUGAAUAACUAUUCUCCUAACUGCAUAGUAGUUUUCGAUGGCUAUCCCGAAAAAGCAGAUGAGAUGUUUACGAAGAGCGCUGAACGGCAACGUAGAACGCGGGCUAAUUGUGCUCCGGAAGUGAAAUUUGAUUUACAUAUGCCUUCAACUCUGACACAAGACAAAUUUUUGUCCAACGAAAAAAAUAAAUCGCAUCUCAUUUACAUGUUAUCGGAAAAACUAAGAAAUGUAGGCUUUGGGGUCAAACAAGCACAAGAAGACGCGGAUUAUUUGAUUGUAGAAACGGCGAUUUCAAUCUCCGAUCAAUAUCAUUCGGUAUUUAUUGUAGGCGAAGAUAUUGAUCUACUCGUUAUUUUGACGCAAAAUGCCGAUUCAAAAAAAAAACCUAUAUUACAUUAAGCCAGGCCGAGGAACAGUUGAAGAAAAAAUCUUUGGUGUAAAUAGUUUCAUGUAUCCCGAAAUCGUUUCAUUUAUCCCGAAAUGGAUAAAACCGAAAAUGUAUCGGUUUUAUCCAUGCGUUCACUGGUUGUGACACGACGUCAGCGUUAUACAAACAAGGGAAAGCUAAGCUAAUUAAAUUGUUAAAAAAUGAUUUGAACGGGCUGAGAAUGGAUGCUGAGGUUUUCAAUAAUCCAAACGCUAGUAAAAGUUCAGUGAACGCUGCUGGCCAGAGAAUAAUCAUGGCUAUGUAUGGUGCUAAAAAAAUAGAUGAUCAUUCGUUCCACGAAUUUCGCUAUUUGUGCUUUUCAAAAUCUACCCUCAAAAGUACUUUUAAUUUAAGCGCUCUUCCUCCGACUGAUAUGGCCGCCAAUGAACAUUCACUCAGGACUUACUUACAACUUCGUGAAUGGCAUGGCGAUAAUUCCAAAGACCCAAUGCAGUGGGUUUGGAAAAAAUUAAUAAUACUUUAAUACCAAUAACCUUAAAGGAAGAGCUAAUUCCUCAAGAACUCCUGGAAAUUAUAUCAUGCGGCUGUGAUAAAGGGAAUUGUUUGUCAAACUGUACAUGUAGGAAAUUAGGCCUUAAAUGUGCGGUUGUUUGUAAAAUGUGUCAUGGACAAAGUUGUUCGAACACAGCUGAACCUGAUUUAAAUAUAAGCGAUGACGAAAUUGACGAUGAUCUUGAGGUAGAAACAGAUCUGAUCGAAAGUAACGAAGACGUAACGUAUGCGUUGGAUACUAAUGAAAAUUAAGAAUUCGAUGAUGAUUCAAUGGUACAUUAU
Molecule: messenger RNA, 4197 nt
Organism: Venturia canescens
Lineage: Eukaryota; Metazoa; Arthropoda; Insecta; Hymenoptera; Ichneumonidae
Exons: 2
Coding region: 831-3374 (847 amino acids)
Source: RefSeq, a predicted model, not a curated record